AUGGCUGGAUCUGGAAGUUCUGAAGUAAGAACUCCGAUCUUCUCCGACGAGAAUUACGAAUUCUGGAGAAUCAGAAUGACGACGAUCUUCAAGUCGCACGGGUUAUGGAAACUGGUCGAAAAGGGGAUUUCGAUCUCAGACUCAAAGAAGAAGGUUGAAAGAGGCUCAGAAGAGGAAGUUGAUGAGAAAACAACAGCUGUCUAUAUGCGAGAUGCUAAGGCCCCAGGCAUUAUUCAGACUGCGGUUUCAGAUCAGAUUGUCCCACGAAUAGCUAAUGCUGAAACAGCAAAAAUGGCUUGGGAUUUGUUGUAUGGAGAGUACCAUGGUGGGGAAGUUGUAGCUAUUUUGAAAAGUCAAGAACAAAGAUUUGAUCUACAUAAUGUGGAUACCACUGAAAGGGCAUUUGCCUAUCUUUCUGUGAAUUCAAAAGGGCAACAAAGCAAGAAUCAUUCUAAGUCUCAAAAGAAUUGGAAUCCUAAGGGAAAACCAUGGGAAUCGAAACGAAAGCCUCAGCAGAACAAUUAUGCACCAAAUCACCGUUUUGGUUCCCCACAACAGACAACUCAAGAUGCUGCUAAACAACAGUGCAAGGUGCAGAUGCCUAUUGGAAAUUUGGUAGAUGUUGUAGGCAUAGGCUCACUGGUGAUUGAAACUAGUGCUAGUAAGAAAUACAUUAGAGAAGUCAUGUUUCUACCUGGCUUAAAGGAGAAUUUGUUGAAUGUUGGUCAAAUGAAUGAACAUGGGUAUCAUUUGCUAUUUGGUGGAGGCAUGUGCCGCAUCUUUGAUGGUCCCUCACUUGACAAGUUGGUUAUCAAGGUCAAGAUGAAAAAUAAUAGGUGUUAUCCUUUAUCUUUAAUGCAAAAUUAUCAGAUUGCGUCAAGGGCUAGUGUGACUGAAUGCACUUGGAUCUGGCAUAAGAGGUUAGGCCACUUAAACCUCAGAAGUCUCAAACAGUUGAGAGACCAAAGUAUGGUUCAUGAUCUUCCAUAUUUGGAAGAAAUUAAUGGUGUAUGUGAGGGAUGUCAAUUGAGCAAGCAACAUAGGGAUUGGUUUCCUAAAAGGCAGGCUUGGAGAGCAAGAAAUCCUCUGAAACUGAUACACAUAGAUCUAUGUGGUCCAAUGCAUACUGAAUCUAUAGCUGGAAACAUAUAUUUUAUGCUACUCAUUGAUGAUUGCACAAGGAUGACUUGGGUGUACUUUCUAAGGUAUAAAUUAGAUGCAAUAACCUGUUUUAGAAAGUUUAAAAACAUGGUAGAACUGCAAAGUGGUUUCAAAGUGAAGUGUGUGAGAAGUGAUAGAGGAGGUGAAUUCACAUCUAGUGAAUUCAGCAAAUUAUGUGAAGAAGGUGGCAUUCAAAGACAACUAACCACAACCUAUACUCCACAACCAAAUGGAGUGGUGGAGACGAAAAAUAGAACUGUGGUGGAAAUGGCCAAGGCAAUGCUUCAUGAGAAGAAUAUCACUCCAUUUCAUGAAAAGCAUAUAGUGGUAGAAAACCAGUAUGACUUGGAACUGGAAAGCACAGACAGAAAUACCUACUACAGUGACAAAUACUCAGAUCAAUCUAAAAAUGAGAUUGAUUCCAGUCUACAUGAAGUAACAGAAGUAGACAACAAUUGUGCUAGUCCUUGCAGCUCUUCUCAAGCUGAAGAACAAGAGAGAAAUAUCCAUGAAACUGCUGAGAUCACUAAACCUUAUGAUCAUACACCAGUUAAGUGGAGAAGCCUAAAUGAUAUUCUAGCACAAUGCAAUCUCUGCAUUGUGGAGCCAGAGAAGUAUGAAGAAGUUGCACAGGAUCAGUCAUGGAUAAAAGCAAUGGAGGAUGAACUAUCUAUGAUUGAGAAAAAUGGAACUUGUGAACAGACCAAGUGA
Molecule: messenger RNA, 1872 nt
Organism: Prunus armeniaca (apricot)
Lineage: Eukaryota; Viridiplantae; Streptophyta; Magnoliopsida; Rosales; Rosaceae
Source: the annotation of a GenBank genome assembly